AUAUGCAAGAACAACAACACCACAUGCAUCACUCAAACCCUUAACAUGGCUGAGACCAUCACUACCUUCACACUUCUCAAACCCUCCAUUCAAACACCAAAUCCACUCUUCUCUUCAUUCUCAAAAUCACUCAGGCAAUGCUCGAGUGCUUCGAGAGUUAGCGUAGGCCGGCAUCAGAUUGAGGAUGGGAAAAGCAGACGGGCAUCAAGAGUUGUGAAGGUGAAGGCAUUACCUGACUGGCCAUUGAUGGCAGUGAUGGUGGAACACAUGGAAGGACAAAGAGACCUCAUCACGCACAAAUCAAUUUGGCACCUCAGUGAUCAGGCCAUGAAGAAUGUUUACACAUUUUACAUCAUGUUCACCUGCUGGGGAUGUUGUUUCUUUGGUUCCACAAAGGAUCCAUACUAUGAUUCAGAAGCAUAUAGAAAGGAUGGAGGAGAUGGCACUGGACAUUGGGUCUACGAAAAGCAAGAAGACAUAGAAGAAUCAGCAAGGGCAGAACUGUUGAGGGAGGAGCUGAUUGAAGAGAUUGAGCAAAAGGUUGGGGGGCUGAGAGAGUUGGAGGAAGCUGGCAAGAAAGAAGAGAUUCUUAAAUGAUUUCUCCGUCGUCUUAUAUAUACUUAUGCUGUAGGAUUAGGUUUAUGUCAGUUUUGGGUGAUUUAUUGCCUUUAAGAUUGUAAAGAGCUCAAAUUUGUAAGAAAUUAAUUCCACCCCGUUUGAUGAAAACACACUAUGGCCACAAUUCCUACAGCUGAUUGGGUCGGAUAUGUUGUUAAAAGAUAAAAAGGUGAUUAAAUGCAUUACUGUAAAAAAAGGAUAUUUUUAUA
Messenger RNA from Sesamum indicum (sesame), 827 nucleotides. It is a transcript of the gene PNSB4, whose product is annotated as NDH dependent flow 6. Gene Ontology annotation, biological process: photosynthetic electron transport in photosystem I. The record is from RefSeq and is a predicted model, not a curated record. NCBI's taxonomy places the organism in Eukaryota, Viridiplantae, Streptophyta, Magnoliopsida, Lamiales, Pedaliaceae. Gene Ontology annotation, cellular component: NAD(P)H dehydrogenase complex (plastoquinone); chloroplast thylakoid membrane.